Molecule: messenger RNA, 2037 nt
Organism: Sorex fumeus (smoky shrew)
Lineage: Eukaryota; Metazoa; Chordata; Mammalia; Eulipotyphla; Soricidae
Gene: DYRK3
Product: dual specificity tyrosine phosphorylation regulated kinase 3
Exons: 3
Coding region: 46-1797 (583 amino acids)
Biological process (GO): peptidyl-serine phosphorylation; positive regulation of cell cycle G2/M phase transition; cytoplasmic stress granule disassembly
Cellular component (GO): nucleus
Molecular function (GO): protein serine/threonine kinase activity; ATP binding; protein serine/threonine/tyrosine kinase activity
Source: RefSeq, a predicted model, not a curated record
CCUCUUCACCGCCGCCCCCUCGGCCGGGGCGUCCCGAGCGAGCGAAUGGGCGGCGCGGCGCGCGGGGCCGGGCGGAAGGAUGCGGGGCCGCCGGGGGCCGCACUCCCGCCUCAGCAGCGGAGAUUGGGGGAUGGUGUCUAUGAUACCUUCAUGAUGAUAGAUGAAACCAAAUGCCCACCCUGUUCAAAUGUUCUCUGCAACCCUUUUGAAGCACCUCUACCCAGAAGACUAAAUAUCACUACUGAACAGUUAACACGCGAUCAUACUCAGCGCUUUCUUAAUGGAGGUGAGAUGAAGGUAGAACAGCUGUUUCAAGAGUUUGACAAUACAAGAUCUGAAACUUUUCAGUCAGAGGGUAAAAAUGACUCUGAAAAAUGUUCUCCUACUAAAAGUUCAGAUAGCGGGAAUACAGUAAAAUCCAGCAGUUCAUCCAAAACAUCCAAAGUAGUGCCUCUGACUCCAGAACAAGCACUGAAACAAUACAAACACCUCCUCACUGCUUAUGAGAAGCUUGAAAUCAUCAAUUAUCCAGAAAUUUACUUUGUGGGUCCAAAUGCCAAAAAACGACAUGGAGUUAUUGGUGGUCCCAAUAAUGCAGGGUAUGAUGAUGCAGAUGGAGCUUAUAUUCAUGUACCUCGAGACCACCUCGCUUAUAGGUACGAGGUGUUGAAAAUUAUUGGCAAGGGGAGUUUUGGGCAGGUAGCCCGGGUCUAUGAUCAUAAACUCAGACAAUAUGUGGCCCUUAAGAUGGUGCGCAAUGAAAAACGCUUCCAUCGUCAAGCAGCUGAGGAGAUCCGAAUUUUGGAGCAUCUUAAAAAACAGGAUAAAACUGGUAGCAUGAAUGUUAUCCACAUGCUGGAAAGUUUCACAUUUCGGAACCAUGUCUGCAUGGCCUUUGAACUGCUGAGCAUAGAUCUUUAUGAGCUAAUUAAAAAAAACAAGUUUCAGGGUUUUAGCAUCCAGUUAGUUCGCAAGUUUGCUCAAUCCAUCUUGCAGUCCUUGGAUGCUCUUCAUAAAAAUAAGAUCAUUCACUGCGACCUGAAGCCAGAAAACAUUCUCCUGAAACACCAUGGCCGCAGCGCAACAAAGGUCAUCGACUUUGGGUCUAGCUGUUUUGAGUACCAGAAGCUUUAUACAUAUAUCCAGUCUCGGUUCUACAGAGCUCCAGAGAUCAUCUUAGGAAAUCGCUAUAGCACACCAAUUGACAUUUGGAGUUUUGGCUGCAUCCUUGCCGAACUUUUAACAGGACAACCUCUUUUCCCUGGAGAGGAUGAAGGAGACCAGUUGGCCUGUAUGAUGGAGCUUCUAGGGAUGCCACCGUCAAAACUUCUGGAGCAAUCCAAACGUGCCAAGUACUUUAUUAACUCCAAGGGCCUACCUCGCUACUGUUCUGUAACUACUCAGGCAGAUGGGAGGGUUGUGCUUAUGGGGAGUCGCUCCCGUCGGGGUAAAAAGCGGGGUCCCCCAGGAAGCAAAGACUGGAUCACAGCACUGAAAGGGUGUGAUGACUAUUUGUUUAUAGAUUUUUUGAAAAGGUGUCUUCAUUGGGACCCCUCUGCCCGCUUGACCCCAGUUCAAGCAUUAAGACACCCUUGGAUCAACAAAUCAGUACCCAAACCUCUCACCAUUGAAAAGGUGUCGAGGAAAAGAGUAGUAAAUCCUGCUAAUGCUUUCCAGGGUCUGGGUUCUAGGUUGCCUCCAGUUGUUGGAAUAGCCAAUAAGCUUAAAGCUAACUUAAUAUCUGAAAGCAACGGCGGGAUACCUCUGUGCAGUGUGUUGCCAAAACUGAUCAGCUGAUGGACAGCAGUAUGUUCAAAGAUGCAUAUGUGUGUAUUUUUAAUUAUCUUGCAAGCCUUCAGGUUUUUGCAAAUGGAAGGAAAAUAUAAGCCCAUUGGUGGAUAUGUUUUUGUUAUCUUAAACUUUUUUAACUAGGAAACACAUUUUUAUAUGACUGUAAAAGAACUCUCUAAGGGCUAAUUACCUAACCAGCCUAUUUGACCAUCCUGGAACAUAUAUUAAAUACCAUUUUAUAGGUCA